AUGACCAAUGAUGCCGCGGCCGCGUCGACACCGACCAACGGUCACGUGACCAAUCCGCGACCUCGCCGUCUCCCCCGUCAACGAGCCUGGCGCGGCUCCCACCCCAUCCCGCGCCUGCCUUCGACCAGCCCCGAGCCCGAGCCGCCAAUGCGGUUGGGCUCGGCCUCGCCUCCCACCCCCGCGCGUGCCUCUGACAGCCCCAAGCCCCAGCCGCUGACGCGGUCAGGCUCGGCCUCUCGCCUCCCGCCCCCCUUCAACAGCACCAAGCCCGAGCCGCCAACGCGGUCAGGCUCGGUGUUGCCUCUGCCUCUGCCCCCGCCCCCACCUCCACCUAUGUAG
This is a messenger RNA of Punctularia strigosozonata HHB-11173 SS5, 339 nucleotides long. RefSeq lists its product as uncharacterized. The record is from RefSeq and is a predicted model, not a curated record. Bases 1 to 339 code for a protein of 112 amino acids. NCBI's taxonomy places the organism in Eukaryota, Fungi, Basidiomycota, Agaricomycetes, Corticiales, Punctulariaceae. The transcript is spliced from 2 exons.